CUUUUAAUGACAUCACAAGUUGCACAUGCCUAAUCAAAACCGGAAACAGACACCAAAUCGGACUAAAAAAAGGAGUACGUUUUACAGUAUAUAGCCUCGGUAUAGUUUGAGAAUUUUGGAACUCCUAAAAAGCUCGGGCAUUGCACUUGCACGCAUCUAAGAUUCUCUGUUCAACACCUGACAAUACUUUUGCAUCUUCCUUUCCCAAUCGCUAGGGUUUCAACACCGAUUAUUCUUUACUUUCUGAGUCAAACACCGGCCAGGGCGCGUUGUAUUAGUAUAGUCCCUUGCGCUUUUAAUCAUCACCAGUCACCACCACCAUCGUCUAUCUUUAGCUUCAGUCCUCUGCCUUGGCCUCUAAGUACCGAAGAUUGAGUAUUGCCCAGAAAAUCGAAAAGGGGGGAAAACGAGGCUAUGGGAGAUGUGUUGGCGUGGCUGCUCUUCUUCUUCAUACUCGUUGCUCUUGCUGUUAUGAUCAUUUUCCAGUUUAUGUGCUUGGCGGAUUUAGAGUGUGAUUAUAUCAAUCCUUACGACUCGGCCUCUGGAAUAAACAAAGCGGUUUUGCCAGAAUUCAUCACUCAAGGAGUUCUAUGUUUCCUCUUCCUAGUAACCGGACAUUGGUUUAUGUCACUUCUGUGUGUUCCUUACCUGUACUACAACAUCAGAUUGUAUCUUCGAAGGCAGCACCUAGUUGAUGUAACCGAGAUCUUUAACCAGCUCAAUUGGGAAAAAAGGCUAAGACUUGUCAAGCUAGGGUAUAUCGCGAUUCUUCUCGUCAUGAGCUUGUUCUGGAUGAUUUACAGUGCUCUCGAAGAUGACGUGUAGUCAGCUGUUCUAUUUUUUUCCCCGCACUUUGGUGGCACGAGCAUUGCAAACUGCAAGCAACUAGCUUUGACUGGCUAUUUCAGUUCAACUUGUGUGCUUGUAAGUUGCAAUUCGGGUUUAGUGCUGGGUGUAUUAGAUAUUUAGUAUUUAGUAUCAACUUAUAUAUUGACUCGUGCCAGAGUCGAGUACCGUUUCUUGAUUGAUAGUGCAAUCCAGUUGAUUUGUUUGUUUAUUUUUAUUUUUAUUUUUUAU
Molecule: messenger RNA, 1077 nt
Organism: Striga asiatica
Lineage: Eukaryota; Viridiplantae; Streptophyta; Magnoliopsida; Lamiales; Orobanchaceae
Source: the annotation of a GenBank genome assembly